CAACGCCGCAAACAUCGUCGUGAGUGUGAGAGUGGGAGAGCAGCGUAAAGAAGAAUCCACAAAAACGGUUAUUUUUCGGUCGUGAGAGCAGUAGCGCCCGCACCGCGUGCAUCAGCUGGGAGAGAGCAAGAGAGCAGCCCCUGACGCCCGGCACCUGAACAAAAAAUCCUAUUUUUUUAUUGUGCACUUUUUGCGGCUAUUUGUUUCCGAAUUUCCCACUUUGAGACUCACCUUCCAGCACUAAACGAAGCAACGAAGCAGCCAAACGCGAAGAAACCUCCAAGAGGACUCCCCCCAACAAACAGCAUUUCGCUUUCCCCCCAUCAGUAAAGGAAAACAAGCCGGAAAAUGUCUCCAAAAGCGCUGAAUGUGCGCGUCACGACCAUGGACGCCGAACUGGAGUUUGCCAUCCAGUCGACGACGACGGGCAAACAACUGUUCGAUCAGGUGGUCAAGACGAUCGGCCUGCGUGAGGUUUGGUUCUUUGGUCUUCAGUAUACCGACUCCAAAGGCGACUCCACAUGGAUUAAGCUGUACAAAAAGCCCGAAUCGCCGGCCAUAAAGACCAUAAAGUACUUGAAACGCGUAAAGAAAUAUGUGGACAAGCGGACAACAAGCGACAGCAAUGGAGUCCAUCAUUCGGAGACAAGCGAAGAGGAUGACGAUGCCGAUGAUAUGACUGGAUCAAUGCCGUUUUCCACAUGGGUCAUGAAUCAGGAUGUCAAGAAGGAGAAUCCAUUGCAAUUCAGAUUCCGUGCCAAAUUCUAUCCGGAAGAUGUGGCCGAGGAGCUCAUACAGGACAUCACAUUGCGCCUGUUCUAUCUGCAGGUGAAGAAUGCCAUAUUGACCGACGAGAUCUAUUGUCCGCCCGAGACGUCCGUGCUGCUGGCCUCGUACGCGGUGCAGGCACGUCACGGGGAUCACAACAAGACCACCCACACAGCCGGCUUCUUGGCGAACGAUCGCUUGCUGCCGCAGCGGGUGAUCGAUCAGCACAAGAUGUCCAAGGACGAGUGGGAGCAAUCGAUAAUGACCUGGUGGCAGGAGCAUCGCAGCAUGCUGCGCGAGGAUGCCAUGAUGGAGUAUCUGAAGAUCGCCCAGGAUCUGGAGAUGUACGGCGUCAACUAUUUUGAGAUCAGGAACAAGAAGGGCACCGAUCUCUGGCUGGGCGUCGAUGCCCUCGGCCUGAACAUCUACGAGCAGGACGAUCGACUGACGCCGAAGAUUGGCUUCCCCUGGUCCGAGAUCCGGAACAUCUCCUUCUCCGAAAAGAAGUUCAUCAUCAAGCCGAUCGACAAGAAGGCCCCUGACUUUAUGUUCUUUGCACCACGUGUUCGCAUCAACAAGCGGAUCCUGGCCCUCUGCAUGGGCAACCAUGAGCUGUACAUGCGUCGUCGCAAGCCCGACACGAUCGACGUGCAGCAAAUGAAGGCGCAGGCGCGCGAAGAGAAAAAUGCCAAACAGCAGGAGCGCGAAAAGCUUCAACUGGCGCUGGCCGCUCGCGAACGUGCCGAAAAGAAGCAGCAGGAGUAUGAGGAUCGCCUGAAGCAAAUGCAGGAGGAGAUGGAGCGCUCGCAGCGCGAUCUGCUCGAGGCCCAGGAGAUGAUCCGUCGGCUGGAGGAGCAGCUGAAGCAGCUGCAGGCCGCCAAGGAUGAGCUCGAGUUGCGCCAAAAGGAGCUGCAGUCGAUGCUGCAGCGCCUCGAGGAGGCCAAGAACAUGGAGGCCGUCGAGAAGAUCAAGCUCGAGGAGGAGAUCAUGGCCAAGCAAAUGGAGGUGCAGCGCAUCCAGGACGAGGUCAAUGCCAAGGACGAGGAGACCAAGCGUCUGCAAGACGAAGUCGAAGAGGCACGACGCAAGCAGGCUGAAGCGGCUGCUGCAUUGUUGGCUGCAUCGACAACGCCGCAGCAUCAUCAUGUGGCCGAGGAUGAGAAUGAGAAUGAGGAAGAGCUGACGAACGGCGAUGCCGGUGGCGAUGUAUCACGCGACCUGGACACUGACGAGCAUAUCAAGGAUCCCAUCGAGGACAGACGCACGCUGGCCGAGCGCAAUGAGCGCCUGCACGAUCAGCUUAAGGCCCUGAAACAAGAUCUGGCGCAGUCGCGGGAUGAGACGAAAGAGACGGCAAACGAUAAGAUUCAUCGGGAGAAUGUGCGUCAGGGACGCGACAAGUACAAGACGCUCCGUGAGAUCCGUAAGGGCAACACAAAGCGUCGUGUUGAUCAAUUCGAGAACAUGUAAGGAAAACGCACGCACGCACCGCAUGCCCCGGACUCUCGGACUCUCAGAAAAGAGAGAGAUGGACAGCGAAGAGGAGUCUCCAAAAAGAAAGAGAAAGAUAUAGAAAGCAGAACAGAAGAACAGAAGUACAGAAAGAAGAGAAAGAAACAACAAAUAUAAUUCCGGUCGUUGCGACGAUGACCCCCUAAAAAACUUCAAGAAAUAUCCGCAGAAGUCUCCUAUCCUGAAAAUCCGUAAAAAAAAAAAACUUCAGAUAUUCUUUGUUUUCUGAGAAGCUUGUAUAGAAAAGAAAUCACAGCACACAGAUAUAGUUACAGAUACAGAUAGAGAUACCCUAGAGACAGACAAAAAACACGCCCUGGACGAUGACACAAUUAUGAGAAGGGACAAUCAAUCAAUAGAUCACAGUCGAAACACAACAAUCACUAGAAUCAAUCAAGAAUAUUUUCAAUUUUGAAACGCGACAGACAACAGAAAUUAAACCACAAAUACAACUACAACUACAACUACAACAAAAACAACUAUUUGCAUU
Messenger RNA from Drosophila persimilis, 2770 nucleotides. It is a transcript of the gene Moe, whose product is annotated as moesin/ezrin/radixin homolog 1. NCBI's taxonomy places the organism in Eukaryota, Metazoa, Arthropoda, Insecta, Diptera, Drosophilidae. The transcript has 9 exons. Gene Ontology annotation, biological process: regulation of organelle assembly; positive regulation of protein localization to early endosome; positive regulation of early endosome to late endosome transport. Gene Ontology annotation, molecular function: cell adhesion molecule binding; actin binding. Gene Ontology annotation, cellular component: plasma membrane; apical part of cell; filopodium. The coding region runs from base 349 to 2238 and encodes 629 amino acids. The record is from RefSeq and is a predicted model, not a curated record.